AUGAAAAAUAAAAGUGGUAAGAGGAAAAGAUUGUUGCCGUCACAGUCGGCGACGGUUGAUACUCUCAAUGACUUCCCUGAUGAGAUACUAACUCACAUUCUCUCUUUGCUUCCAUGCAAAGACGCUUUUAGAACCACCGUUCUUUCGAAAAGAUGGGUCUCAUUAUGCCACUCACUCUCCACUCUCAACAUCAAUGAUGAAGGUGUCAACAAUUCUGAGGACUGGAUUUACUUCCGUCGUCUUAUGGACAAAGUUAUGCUGUCUCCACUCGCUCAACGCCUUACCCUCAAAUCUCUUUCUCUUAGCUGCUGGUCUGAACUCUGGGAGGAAGAGGCUGAUGGCUGUUUGAGUUUCGACAAUUGGCUUGAAGCAGCAAAACUACGUGGCAUGGAGCGUCUCUAUCUACACUUGUUAAAUGUUCCAUUGGCACCUACCAUUUUCUGCUGUAAAACACUUCUGCGUCUGUAUUUGACAAAUUUGACAACGAGCAUAAGUGUAGGCUCUAUGGUUCACUGUUCCGUUGAUCUUCCUUUGCUCGAAACGUUGUUUGUGUUUAACAUUUUUUUCGAAGAUACAAAGGAUUUCACGAAACUUCUUUUAGGGUGUCCCAAAUUGGAAUAUUUGGCUAUAGAUCGUGUAAAUGCUAAUGCCGGUGUUCCAGAGGGAGGGUACUUUAAACACUUGUCCAAGUUGAUAUUGGCUUGUAUCAGUUUGUUCAAUGUGCCGUUCAAAGCAGUUUAUAAUGUCAAGUAUCUAACUGUAUGUGAGAUUGGGAAAAGUCUUCCCAAUAAAGAAAUCAAUUCAUUUGACACGGUGUUUGAAAACUUAACCAAACUUCAAACUCUUAACAUUGCAAAGGCGAAGAAUUCAACAACCAUAGAGCAUUGGGAAUAUCCAGAUCAUGUUCCAGAAUGUGUUUCGUCUCAUCUAACAAAAUUUGAAGUUAUAGACUAUGAAGCUUGCGAAGCUGAUUUUCGAUUCGCAACAUAUAUUUUGCAGAAUGCGAGACUUUUACAAGUUAUGACCAUUCAUCAUACUCUUCACCCAAAUCCAAUGGAGAGCCCUCAAUUUUUAGAAAAUUUAUCCUCCUGUCCAAGAAUGUCUCCCACAUGUAAGCUGAAUCUCAGCAGUUCCUAG
Molecule: messenger RNA, 1137 nt
Organism: Medicago truncatula (barrel medic)
Lineage: Eukaryota; Viridiplantae; Streptophyta; Magnoliopsida; Fabales; Fabaceae
Product: FBD-associated F-box protein At3g52670
Exons: 3
Coding region: 1-1137 (378 amino acids)
Molecular function (GO): protein binding
Source: RefSeq, a predicted model, not a curated record